AUGGUCAACAUUACAGAAAAGAUCAAGGAGAUUGAGGAUGAGAUGAGGAAGACUCAAAAAUACCAUCUUGGUCUGCUAAAAGGAAAACUCGCACGCUUACGAGCUCAACUCUUGGAGCCAGGCCCAGGUGCCGGCGGCGGCGGUGGCUCGGGUUUCGACGUCAGCAAAAGUGGUGAUGCCAGAAUAUCCCUUGUGGGCUUCCCCUCUGUGGGCAAAUCAACUUUCCUAUCAAAGGUCACCAAAACGAAGUCCGAGGUCGCCUCUUAUGCCUUCACCACUCUUACAGCCAUCCCCGGUGUGCUUGAAUAUGGCGGUGCUGAAAUCCAGCUGCUCGAUCUGCCAGGAAUCAUCGAGGGUGCCUCCGAGGGCAAGGGGCGAGGUCGGCAGGUCAUCUCGGCGGCAAAGACAAGCGACUUGAUUCUGAUGGUCCUUGACGCUACGAAGAGAGCAGAGCAGAGAGCACUUCUAGAGGCGGAGUUGGAAGCCGUCGGCAUCAGGCUGAACCGAGAACCACCCAACAUCUACCUAAAAGCCAAGAAGGCAGGCGGCAUGAAAAUCACAUUCCAGACCCCGCCCAAGAAUCUCGACGAGAAGAUGCUCUACAACAUCCUCCGCGACUACAAGAUGCUCAACUGCGAGGUCCUCGUGCGCGACGAGAACGCGACCGUGGACGACUUCAUCGACGUCAUCAUGAAGGACCACCGCAAGUACAUCAAGUGCCUGUACGUGUACAACAAGAUCGACAGCGUGUCGCUCGACUUCCUGGACAAGCUGGCGCGCGAGCCGCACACCGUGGUCAUGAGCUGUGAGCUCGACCUCGGGAUCCAGGACGUCGUGGACCGGUGCUGGCAGGAGCUGCGCCUCAUCCGCAUCUACACCAAGCGGAAAGGCGUGGAGCCCAACUUUGACGAGGCGCUCAUCGUGCGGAGCAACAGCUCCAUCGAGGACGUGUGCGACUCGAUCCACCGGACGCUCAAGGACACGUUCAAGUAUGCGCUGGUCUGGGGGGCGAGCGCGAGGCACAUCCCCCAGAGAGUCGGGCUGAGCCACAUGGUCGCGGACGAGGACGUUAUUCACAUCGUCAGUGCAUGGCGAGCGUAG
Clonostachys rhizophaga is the source of this 1101-nucleotide messenger RNA. NCBI's taxonomy places the organism in Eukaryota, Fungi, Ascomycota, Sordariomycetes, Hypocreales, Bionectriaceae. The record is from the annotation of a GenBank genome assembly.